Messenger RNA from Cylindrotheca closterium, 1458 nucleotides. The record is from the annotation of a GenBank genome assembly. Lineage: Eukaryota; Bacillariophyta; Bacillariophyceae; Bacillariales; Bacillariaceae.
AUGAAGAUUCAAAGUUCUACCAUCCUAGUGCUGGCGUUCGCUGCAUCCGCCAAUGCCACUAGCUUGAGAAGUGCCAACGCCAAUCCUUUCCAAGAGUUGGAGGGAUUGGAGCAGUAUUCGUGUACCAUGGAAGGUGCCGGAGGACAAGAUCAGUGUGAUGCCGCCAAAGACGAAAGCGGUGAGACGUGUGUCUGGUGUUCGGUGGGAUCCUUUGGAGCUUGUUUGUCGGCCGAUCAAGCCGCUCUGAUUGAAGACAAGAUUCCUGGAUUGACUUGCGACGACGAUCAAAAUGAUGAUGACGCCAAAACAGAUGACGCCGCCGCCGACGAUGAUGAUGGCAGUACUCCCGAUGAUUAUUGGAAGUGCCUCAAGGAUGGAUCCGAAUCGGAAGAUGCCUGCGACUCGUUGGGAUGCACCUGGUGCAAGAGCAAGGCUGGGUUCGGUAUCUGUUUGGAUGAAGCUGCUGCCAAGAUGGCUUCGGAUAGUGCUUGGCUCGACUGCAAGGCGACAACAAUGGAUACUCUAGACCUGAUGGAUUUGAACGAGAUUGUGCAAUCCAAGAAGCAAGAACAAGCGGAAGACGAACAGGAACAGGAAGAUGUCCAAAUGCCAGGCGAUCCUGCCUGUAUCAUGGCCACACUCCAACAAGACGAGAGUAUCUGUACUUCUACUGUUGACAGCUCUGGCAAUCCUUGUUCUUGGUGCAACAUUGACAAUGUCAAUGUCUGUUUGGACGAUACCCUCGCCACCAUGGCGCAGCAGUACGGUGGAUCCUGCGGAGACGAUGUGACACAAGUGGAGGAUCCAGCCGAUACCACUUGUAUCGUGGCCAGUUUGGAACAAGAUGAGACAGCCUGUACUGCCACCAUGGAUGCCGAUGGUCGUGCUUGUGAAUGGUGCAUGGUGGCUCAAGCUCAAAUUUGCUUGAAUGCCGAUCAAGCUCAAAUGGCCGAACAAUUUGGAGGAUCUUGUGGAGAUUCCUCUUUUGUUCAACAAGAAGAGCAAGACCAAGAAGAAGAAGAAGAAGAACUCAAAGAUCCUACUGAUACUGCCUGCCUCAUGGCCACCCUUGAACAAGACGAAUAUACCUGUACUUCCACUCAAGAUGCGGAAGGAAAUGCUUGCUCGUGGUGCGCCAUUAGUAACUUUGAUCUUUGUUUGAAUGCGGAUCAAGCCACUCUUGCCCAACAACUUGGUGGAGCUUGUGGUGAGGAUAUUGUUGCUAUUCAAGAAGAAGAAGAAGAAGAACUUGAGGAUCCCGCCGAUACGACUUGUAUCGUGGCCAGUUUGGAACAAGACGAGACCGCCUGCACCGGUACCAUGGAUGCCGAUGGCCGUGCUUGCGAAUGGUGCAUGGUGGCUCAAGCUCAAAUUUGUUUGAAUGCGGAUCAAGCCACACUUGCCGAAGAAUUUGGUGGAUCUUGUGGAGAUGACUCCAAGACCAUGGCCAUGGAGUAA